This is a messenger RNA of Symbiodinium sp. CCMP2592, 225 nucleotides long. NCBI's taxonomy places the organism in Eukaryota, Dinophyceae, Suessiales, Symbiodiniaceae. The record is from the annotation of a GenBank genome assembly.
AUGGAUAUCAGCAGAGGCUACUUUGAUCCAGCCGGCCGCCAUCGUCCUACUGGUAUCUACCCAGGCACAUUCUCAAUGAAAGUUGCGGACCUAAUGGACAAGCACUUCAAGACGAUGAAACCAAAACCUGUUGUCGACGAGCUCGAGAUGGAGCUCUUUGAUGACUCGUGCGAUGAAAGCUCUGAUUCGGGCCUGGAGAACUUGGUCGGCAAUAGCUCCCAGUGA